Molecule: messenger RNA, 1011 nt
Organism: Toxotes jaculatrix (banded archerfish)
Lineage: Eukaryota; Metazoa; Chordata; Actinopteri; Toxotidae
Product: gap junction Cx32.7 protein
Exons: 4
Coding region: 85-1011 (308 amino acids)
Biological process (GO): cell communication
Cellular component (GO): connexin complex
Source: RefSeq, a predicted model, not a curated record
CGUCCUCUUGAGGCUUCGCUCGCUUCAAUCGUCUUUUUCUUCAGUGGGUUUAUUCCACCGAAAGCAGGACAACUGGCGACUGAAAUGGGCGAAUGGGAUCUGCUGGGCCGUCUGCUGGACAAAGUGCAGAGCCACUCCACAGUGAUCGGCAAGGUCUGGCUCACCGUGCUGUUUGUCUUCCGCAUCCUGGUCCUGCGCACCGGCGCUGAGAAGGUGUGGGGGGACGAGCAGUCUGACUUUGUCUGCAACACUCAGCAGCCCGGCUGUGAGAACGUCUGCUACGACCUCGCCUUCCCCAUCUCUCACGUUCGCUUUUGGGUCCUGCAGAUUAUUGCUGUAGCAACUCCAAAGCUGCUUUAUCUUGGUCAUGUCCUUCAUGUGAUCCACAUUGAGAAGAAGGUGAAGGAGAAGAUGAAGAAGCAGGCAGAGCUGGAUGAUCAAGCCAGUCUGUUCCUUAGUAAGGCCUACAAAGUUCCCAAAUACAUCAAGAGCAGUGGCAAGAUCAACAUCCGUGGCCGCCUCCUUCACAGUUAUGUCAUCCAUCUUGUGGCCAAAAUAGUCAUGGAAGUUUUGUUCAUUGUGGGUCAGUAUUUUCUUUACGGUUUCACCCUCCAGACUCGUUAUGUCUGCACCCGGUUUCCCUGCCCACACAAAGUGGACUGCUUCCUCUCCAGGCCUACAGAGAAAUCUGUCAUCAUCUGGUUCAUGCUGGUGGCAGCGUUUGUCUCCCUGAUCCUCAGCCUGGUUGAGUUGCUCUAUCUGUGCGUGAAAGCUGUGAAGGAGUGCAUGGCGAGGAGGCAGGACUACACCGUGACCCCGGUGACGCCUCCAGUUUUGGAAAGGAAAGCUUUUAAAAGCCGGGACGGGAUCGUCCAGAAUUGUGUCAAUUUGGAGCUGGAGCUGCAAGGACAAAAGUUUGGGGUGAACGGAGUCAAAGGUGGGCUGAACAAGGUUGCAGGGGUGAAAAAGAAUGCAUCAUCUGGGAACAACAUGGGGGAGGUCCACAUCUGA